AUGCACGGCUCGCCCUGCUCGGACAUGGGAGAUGCUCCCGCGGUUGACAUUGUGGACAUCUAUGAGUCUAUCCGUGAACGGCAGCGUCAUGACAGUGAAAGGUCCACCUGCAGCACCUUGGAGCAGAACGACAUUGAAGCUGUUGAAGCCCUUGUUUGCAUGAGCUCCUGGGGUCAAAGAUCACAGAAAGGUGACAUAUUAAAGAUAAGGCCCCUCACGCCCUUCUCGGAUUCUGGGGAUUACACAAUGCACGCAGAGGCUGCGGCUGAAUUACCAAAGGACUACCUAUCAACGCUGUGCAUGACGCCUCCGCACAGCCCUGACUUGAUUGAGAUAUCGGCAGCCACGCUCCUGUCCUCACAAGUCACUUACUCCAAGCCAAGGACUGUCAUGGCAAAUACAGCUGCCUGCUCAGUCACGUCAGUGACCGGUGCCUCUCCCAUAACCAAGCCAUCUGUUCUCAGCGUGGGGCAGCAGUGCAGUCAGAAGCCAGUGAUCUCUGAAUCCUCCUCACCUCAGCCUUGCAGGGCCAUGGCAACAAGUGUCAUACGUCACACAGGUGAUAGUUCUGCUUGCCAUCACAUUCCUGCCCUGCAAGAGAAAACAAGUGUAACUUCAGGCUACAGCACUUCCAGAGACUGGUGUGGAGCGGAUGACCGAAAACAUUCCAGACUGCCACAGGACACGUGUGUUGUGGAUGAUUUAAUCAACAAAACCUCUCCAGUACAUCAGCCUUAUGCACAUGACUCCAGUGAUAUUGUGACCAAUAAAGGGCAACUGCCAGUCCGGCCUGUUUCACCGCAAACCUACUUACCAAAGAACUGUGAGAAUGACUUGCAAAAAAGAGCUACCCCAGUGACACCUGCCCCUGUCUCAAGUCCCCAAGUUCUCUGUCAGAUGAUCCCUUUAAAUGGACAAAGCAGCAUGAUUAAUGCUUAUGUCAAGCCUUCAGCACCAGCACUCUCAACAACCGUGAAACCUAUUUUACCGCAGAGAGCCCCUCUCUCUCAGCCUGUGCUCAUGGGACCUUCUGUGCCUCAGGGGACUGUCAUGUUGGUUCUCCCGCAGCCCGCUGUCACACAGACACCGCAGUGCCCACAGACCGUGGUCACUGUUGGCAGCACCAAGUUACUGCCCCUCGCCCCUGCCCCUGUGUUCAUCGCUUCUGGUCAGACCUGCGCCCCCCAGAUGGACUUCUCCAGGCGGAGGAAUUAUGUCUGCGACUUCCCCGGCUGCAAGAAAACCUAUUUCAAAAGUUCCCACCUCAAAGCCCACCUUCGCACCCACACUGGAGAAAAACCUUUCAGCUGCAACUGGGACGGCUGCGACAAGAAGUUUGCCCGCUCGGAUGAGCUGUCACGGCACCGCAGGACGCACACGGGGGAGAAGAAGUUCUCCUGCCCGGUGUGCGAGCGCCGCUUCAUGCGCAGCGACCACCUGACAAAGCACACCCGCCGACACAUGACCACCAAGAAGACCCCCAGCUGGCAGACAGAGGUUGGCAAGCUCAGCAGAAUUGCCACAGCAGAGAAACCCAAGGGCAGCAGCGCUCUGAGCAUGCUCAUCCCUGUGCCAUCACCUGUCUGCCAGGGCUAAGGUGAAGAAGCACCUUCCUGCAAACUUCCUGCGGAUAGGAGGAGCUCCGAUGGCAACAACAGAAUGGGCCAUGGCUUUUGUUUUCCCCGUGUUUGUGUGUACCUUAGUUUCCUGCAGUUUAGGUCCUCUGUUGAUAGUGCUUUGUGAGAAAUCUAUCAUAUUUCCUCGUUCCUUCCCUGUUUUUUUUUUUUUUUUUUCCUUGGGCAAUUGCAAUCACCAGCACUUCAGGAAAGUAGAACUCUUUGGAAAUGAUUUUGGCAAUAGGUUAAAAAAAUUACUUGUAAUGCUUGCUGUUAAUAUUUUGAUGGACAGUAAAACAGGGCGGUUUUUAAUUUUUAUAGUACUAUUUUCUAUACCAAAUAUAUUUUGUAUUUGUUCAUUUUGGUAUUGUUAUGCAGGCAAAUUACUUGCAUUAGUAGGGUUGUGCUGGAUAAGAGCCAGAGUUUUGGAAAUUCCGUUUCAGUAAACCUAAACUAUUGCAUUCAGAGUGUUUUGUAAACACUUAUCAUUUGUUAACUCAUACUGGUUGGUGUUUCCACACUAGCAAAUCCUGAUCCUGCAAUGGGGUCUUUAUACUCUCCUUAUGCAGGUAGAUUGGAGAUCAAAGUGAGUCAGUAAUUUUUAAAACAAACCAAAACAGAAUGACCUUAUUUGAGAACACAAAUGCUUAAAUUCUCAACAUUUUAUGAAUUCAUACCCUUGGCAAAUAGAAGCUGAUGUGGCUGUUGGUAGAAGCAUUCCCAAGUCUACACUGGAACAAAGUUUGGAGGAGCCAGACUGCUCUGAUGGAGGUAGAAGCACAAACACCAUUUAUAAAUUUUGACACUAAAAAUUAUGCUUUAUUUUUGGUCCUACUAAACCAACAUAUCAAAAUAAACUGAAAAACGCAAAGUGGCAAGAUAGCCCAUGAAAAAAUAGUGGGUCUCUCUUUAUAUUUUUUGAAUAGAGGAGAAAUAAAAAAUUAAAGGGUUUUUUUUUUGUAUUGUGGAUGCUUGUGCACCUUAUAGAAAAUUGUUCAAGGCUUUCUUUUACCUAUAUCAAUGCACCAGAGGAAGU
Messenger RNA from Cinclus cinclus, 2652 nucleotides. It is a transcript of the gene KLF11, whose product is annotated as KLF transcription factor 11. The coding region runs from base 1 to 1596 and encodes 531 amino acids. The record is from RefSeq and is a predicted model, not a curated record. The transcript is spliced from 4 exons. NCBI's taxonomy places the organism in Eukaryota, Metazoa, Chordata, Aves, Passeriformes, Cinclidae. Gene Ontology annotation, biological process: regulation of transcription by RNA polymerase II. Gene Ontology annotation, molecular function: DNA-binding transcription factor activity, RNA polymerase II-specific; RNA polymerase II cis-regulatory region sequence-specific DNA binding.